Messenger RNA from Labrus bergylta (ballan wrasse), 9931 nucleotides. NCBI's taxonomy places the organism in Eukaryota, Metazoa, Chordata, Actinopteri, Labriformes, Labridae. The record is from RefSeq and is a predicted model, not a curated record.
AGACGUAGAAGAAGAAGAAGAAACCCUCCGAUGCUGCCCCUGUUACAGUGCGCAAAUGCGCAUCCAACAGUACAGACCUCCGGUGGAAAACGAUAAAACAAACGUUACGAGGCUCGGAAACGACACGUCGGGAAGGAAAAGGAAACAGCGCGCAAAGGAGACGACAGAAGCGAGGGUUAAAGUGUGUGACACAGCAGUAACCAUGGUGGGGGAGCGCCGCAAUGGGAACCUGCUGGUCCAGCUCGGCCCAAAGCUGCAGGCUUAUCCAGAGGAACUGAUCCGCCAGCGCCGCAACCAUGAUGGCCAGACAGAGUACUUGAUCCGCUGGUGCCUUGUCACCAUUGAUGAUGGCUCCAGCUCAGGGGGCGGAGCCAGUGAGGCAGGAGGGACAGGUGGUGGCAGCUCUGGGGUAGGCGGGUCCAGUGGCUCCACAUCUGGAGAGAGCAAACCGGAGAACAUCCUAAUGUGGAUGUCAACUGAGGAUGUAUAUGCAAACUGCCCCACGCUGCUGGGGAAGAGAAAAACAGACACACAACGUCCCCUGCAGCAGCAGGAGAAGCAGCUGGAUGGCGAGUCAUCAGGUGGAGGUCAGAGGAGUGGCAGCGAGUUUCCUUCGGACGUCACCUUUGAUGAGGUGGAGCUGUCAGACAUGAAGGAAGAUGUGAAGAACCUGGUGUGUCGAGCCAGGAAACAGAUGGCCAAAAAGAGUGACUUCUCCAUCAGCAUCACGCACACCAUUCAUGUGCUAAGCGCCUACGCCAGCAUCGGCUCGCUGGUUGGUGUUUUUAAGGAGACAGGUGCCCUCAACCUGCUGAUGGAGCUGCUGUGCAACAAGGAGACACAGACUCGACGCAGCGCUGGGAAGAUGUUGCGAGCGCUUGCCUCUCAUGAUGCAGGAAGUCGAGCCUACGUAUUGCUGUCGCUCAGUCAACAGGAUGGCAUCGAGCAGCACAUGGACUUUGAUAACCGCUACACUCUGCUGGAGCUGUUUGCUGAAACCACGUCGUCAGAGGAACACGGUAUCUCCUUCGAAGGGAUUCACCUGCCUCAGAUUCCAGGGAAGCUGCUGUUCUCUCUGGUGAAGCGUUACCUGUGCGUCACAUCUCUGAUGGACAAACUCAACACGGCAGGGGUGGAGUCUAACUCUGACAGACAAGAUGCAAGCCCCUCCCCUGCCUCCUCCUCAAGCACAGCCCACCAGACAGAGCACCUCCGUGUACAGCGAGAGUUUGACUUCACCAUGGCCAUGGCAAACCUGAUCUCAGAGCUGGUACGCGUCAUGGGCUGGGACCGAAACCGACAGCCUCUCGAUGGCUCCAUCCAUCGCUCUGGAGGAGGCGGGAUCUCUGGGGAGGAGCAGGGAGAGGAGGCUCGACCUAUCCUUAGAUCCAUCUUCCAGCCUCGUUUCUGCGCCUCACCUGUUGUUCUCACCAGCAGCUCUGCUGUAGCCGCUCCUGCUGCCUUGCAACAUAAGAAGAAGCCAGGAAACGGAUAUAAAACACGCUCUGAAUUCGCCAGCCGUUCAGCCUAUGUUGAGUACGUUCAGGACAACCUGAAGAGUGGCAUGAUGGUGCGCAUGCUGGAGGACUACGAGGAAGCAAGCUGUGGAGAUGAAGGAGAGUUUCGCUACAGCAAUGAUGGCUCGCCACCUGUUCAGGUGUACUGGAACUCCCUGUCCAGGACUUAUUGGGUCCACUGGCACAUGGUGGAGAUAUUGGGCAGCAGCAGCAGCAGUCAGUCUGAGAAGGAGACACAGGAGAAGGCCUCCACCCUGACAGAAACCCUCAAACUUACUACAGUGAGUCAGACAUUCUUCUCAAAGCCCCCUGGGGGUCUGUACUCCUUGCCAUACCUGUCUGAGGGUCUCCAGAUGGAGUCGCUGGCUCUGAGCCGGGCUGAGUGGUGGGAGAUCCUCUUCUUUAUAAAGAAACUGGAACCAAAGCAGCAGCAGGAGGUCAACAGCAUCCUGCUGCAGAGCCUUGACGACCAGGAGGCGGAGCUAGACGACUGGUCUCUGAUUGGCCUGAGUGUUCACGGAGAUGUGGCUAAGAAGCUGCUCCACUACCUAAAGCAGAAGCUACCGUCAUCAUGUCUGAGCGACUUGCUGUGCUCUCACACCUUCUGUAAGCACUACCUGCGACGAGGAGGAGGGAUCCUGGAGGACGAGGAGCUGCUGGCUGAAAGCUCUCUGGGCUCAUCCGGCCUGGGAGGAGUUGGAGGACAGAACUCCUCCUCUUCAUCGUCAGCCUCUGUCUCCUCUUCCUCAGCGAUGGGCUCCGUCUCUAAGAAAGCAAAGAAGGAGAUUCCUGCUGAUUCAGGCUGCGGCAGCCCCGAGGCAGAGAGCGAGCUGCCUUCAGAGGAUGACAGUAGAUACCCCGAAGAUCUGGAGGACAAAAUGAAAGUGUUUAAUAACCCCCGAGUCCAGGGGAAGAAGACGAUGCUGGAGAAGCUUGGGGAGGUGGUGGAUAUCCUGAAGAAAGGGGGGUCGGGCUCAGACCAGGCCCAGCAGCUGGCAGCCGUUCUCUUUAUCACCAGGCUGCUGGAGGAGAAGGGGGGCCAGGAGAAGAACUCCAUGAGGAGCGACUCUGCCCAGACUGUACGGGACAAGGUGCUGAAGCUGCUGGUGGAGCUGCUGUCCUCAUCCUCUAAAGACUUGGUGAUAAGUACGCUAAGACUCACUCACCUCAUUAUGCUCAAAUAUGAGUGGAGGGUGUCUUUCGCUUCUGAGGGAGGGGUCAAGGCUGUCCUGUCCUGCAUGCAGGAGUUCUCCACAGUCACACAAGUCCAGCAGCUGGCGCUCGCUACUCUGAAGGUGAUCACUGGAGCCAGUAAACACGACCUCCGCAGCGUCGGCAGCAGCCUCCCUCUCUCUGAGUCUGGCACUCAGAUGAUGUUGGAGAUCUUUGCCAGUAUCGGCUCGGCCACGCCUGAAGGCUCCAAAGGCCUUCUGGGAGCCAUCCCUGCCGCGAUUGAUCUCAUGCUCAAGACUAAAGGCUGCAUGCUGUCGGUUCGUAACGGCCUGCUGGUCAUCAUCAUGCUCAUCUCGAACCACAAAAGCCUGGCGGAGCAGCUGGUGGCUUCUGACGUCACAGCAGUCCUCAAUAAGUGUCUGACUCUGUCCAGAGCCGAGACCAUGCUGGCCAUCAUUGCCCUCAACCACAUCUCCAUGGUGCACAAGCUGGACAGCAAAGAGUGUCGGGAACAGCUGGACUUUAAGGACACGGAGCUGCAGAUGUUGGUGGUCAGUCUGAAGGAGCUAACGGCCACAAAAGAAGUGAUCCAGACACUUGAGCAGCUGCUGUGUGAUGACGCGUCGCAGCUACUGUGUGACGAUGCCUCAAAGCUGGAGGAGAAACGCAGCCAGGUGACUCACAGCCGAGAAACUUACCAGGAUUUGGUCCGUCUGAUGGAGCAGCACCGAGCUGACCGGGCCGUCCAGGUGUCCAUCCUCAGGAUCCUAAAUAAGUUCUUGGACAACUACGAGGAAGACGUGCUGCCUUGGCACGAGAGCAUCGAGCCCUGCUUGUCCUCCAUGACGGCCUUCAUCAGCGAAAGAGAGGUGGUCCAGCAUUUUAUCCGCUUCCUGUACCGACUGGCGUCUCUGAACAAAGACUACGCAGUAGUGAUGUGUCGUCUGGGGACGAAAGAAGCUCUGGUGAAAGCUCUGGACAAACACAGCACCAACCUGCUGCUGGUCACCGAGCUGCGAGACCUCAUCACAGACUGUGAGAAGUACGCCAGCCUCUACAAGAAGAUGACCACCAGUGUCCUCGCAGGAUGUAUCCAGAUGGUAUUGGGUCAGAUCGAGGAGCAUCGUCGAAGCCAUCAACCAAUCAAUAUCCCCUUCUUUGAUGUGUUCCUCAGGAAUCUCUGCCAAGGUUCCAGUGUAGAGCUAAAAGAGGAUAAGUGCUGGGAGAAGGUGGAAGUUUCGUCGAAUCACCAUCGAGCGAACAAACUGACCGAUAAGAACCCCAAAACCUACUGGGAGUCCAACGGCUGCACAGGCUCUCACUUCAUCAACAUCUAUAUGCACAAAGGAGUCGUCAUCAGACAACUGGCCAUUCUUGUGGCAAGUGAGGACUCAAGCUACAUGCCGGCCCGGAUCCUGGUUCUGGGAGGAGAUGAGCCCACCAGCAUAAAUACUGAACUAAACACGGUGAAUGUGACUCCUUCAGCCAGUCGGGUGGUUCUCCUGGAGAACAUGACCAGGUUCUGGUCAAUCAUCCAGAUCCGGGUCAAGAGAUGUCAGCAGGGUGGCAUUGACACUCGGGUUCACGGUUUUGAGGUUCUGGGUCCAAAGCCCACGUUCUGGCCGGUGUUCAAGGAGCAGCUGUGCUGUAGGACCUACCUGUUCUACAGCACCAAGGCCCACACCUGGUGUCAGGAGGUGAUGGAGGACAAGACACAGCUGCUGCAGCUCUUCAACAAACUGAACAGCGCUCUGAGACAUGAGCAGAUGUUUGCAGAUCGCUUCCUGCCGGACGCUGAGGCAGCCGAAGCUCUUGGUCGAACUUGCUGGGAGGCUCUUAUCACCCCAAUAGUCCAUAGCAUCACACUAUCAGAAUCCGCGACGUCCAGCCCUCUUUCCUGGCUCCUCAGCGAGUAUCUGGAUAACGCAGAGUCAGCCCGCCGCUGUAAGAGCAGGGCGGCCAUCUUUAACUCCAGAGUGAGACGCCUCACACACCUGCUGGUCCAUGUAGACACGAGUCAGGUGGACGACGAAGAGCUCAAACCCCCCGUUAAAUCAAAAGGUCUCAACCGAAGCAAAGAGCUGAAGAACGGUAAAGAGGGUAAAAACAAAGACAACACUGCGGCCUCUUCUUCCUCCUCCUCCUCCUCAGCUAAACCCAAAGUGAAGAACAACAGCAGCAUUGCAGGCAUUGCCCUCUGUUGGCAAGGGGUGGUACAGCGCCAGGUAAAGAAGUUUCUUGAGUCGAGCUGCAGUCUGCCAGACUUUGUGGAGCGGUACCGGACUCUGUACCUGCGGCUGAGGAACGCCAUGGAAGAGCUGUUUGGACAGCAGACUGCCUUCGUCCUGGCCCUUCGACAUGGCUUCUCUGCUGCGCUGCUGCAGCUCUCAAUCCUCAAGGCCAUGCACGUGAGUGAGCGCUUCGCUCAGUACAUCGACCAGAUGAUCCAGGCCAGUGGAGCGGCGUGCGGCAGUGUGCAGACGCUGGAGCGGCUGCAGCAGUUUCUGGAGCCCAUGCUCUUCCUGUCGGGCCUGGAGCUCGCCAACACCUUUGAGCACUUUUACAGGUACUACCUGGGCGACAGGCUGCUGGCUCAGGGGAACGUGUGGUUGGAGAGUGCUGUGAUCGAUCAGAUCGGCAGCUGCUUCCCGAGUCGCUUCCCUCAGCAGAUGAUGAAGAACCUGAGCGAGUCUUCAGAGCUUCAGCAGGAAUUUCACCUGUAUCGCUUACAGCAGCUGGACCGUUGCCUGCAGGAGCACGAUCAGAUGAUGGAGGAGGAGUGGGCCGAGACAGAGGAGGAGGCGGAGGUCCAUGUUUUGGUUCUGUCUCCUCGCUGCUGGGCUGUCUCGUCUCUCUGCUUUCUGGAUCAACCUGCGAAACAUUAUCCAGCUGAACUUUGCUCCUACCUGAACCAGUUUACACAGUUCUACACACACAGCGUGUCAGGUCAGUCCAUGUACGGUUUGAGUCACUCAAAGCCUCGACGGCUGCAGUGGACAUGGCUCGGUCAUGCUGAGCUACAGUUCGGCUGCUGGACGCUGCACGUCUCCACGCUCCAGAUGUUCAUCCUGCUGCAGUUCAACAGUCAUGAGGAGGUUCAAGUGGAGGCUUUGCUGCAGGCAACUUGCUUGUCUGCUGCCGUCCUGCUGCACGCUCUGCUGCCGCUCAUCAGCGAGGGAGGACCACUGAUCUGCAGCCACCCCAACGAGCCCAGCCAAGGUGUGUUGCAGUUAAACCAGGAGGUGGCCUCUCGCAGUCUGGAGAGCGUCCCUGCAUCGGUCCAGCUGCUGCCUAGACAGACGUACGUGAACGUGGACGAGGAUGCUGCAGGUAUGCUGGAGAGGAAGAGGAAUUAUAUCUACUGCCUGAUCGUUCACAUCAUGAAGCAGGAGAAGGAGAUGCACAUCGACAACCUCGUCUUUAAGGUUCUGGACUCCUGUCAGAAAAAGGAAGCAUCUCGUUCACCGGGUUCGGGCCGUAUCAGCUGCAGCACCAGCGACGUGUUCUCCUGCAUCAUGCACGUCAUCAGCAAGGGCUGCAUACGCCGCAACGAGGACAACCCGCACAUUGUGGAGUUCCUGCCGGAGGACCCAUCCACACCCCAGAAAGGCCAGGCCCAGUUCUCCUUUAGCCGAGCCGAGAUCAGGAAGGACGGUGUGGACAGCAAGGCUGACAUCAGCCUGAUGUCAGCACCGCGGCAAUUUGAGGACGGCGUUCUAGACGCAGUUCUCUUCUCGAUGGGUCGGACGAUGACGCAGGAGGAAGUUCGUCAGUUGAUGCAGAGGACCGUCCAGCAGGUAUCAGCUACUCUGAGUCUAGACCUGGACUGUGCCGAGCACCUGCUGGUUCACUGUAAGUGGAACAUGGACCUGCUGGUGCAGCGAUACACCGACGACUCGGACACCCUUGUCAUGGCCGCCGGGCUAAAGUGCCGUAACCCUCAGCCCCCUCCAAGCCCGGCCUCUACCUGCCCGGUCUGCUUGGGCCCUUGUACUGCAGCAAUGGAGCAAGUCCCCUCGCUGAGCUGCAUGCACUACUGCUGCCGGUCAUGUUGGCAGGAGUACCUGACAGCGAGGAUCGAACAAAACCUGGUCAUGAACUGUAACUGUCCAAUCACAGACUGCCAGGCUCAGCCCACCUCAGUUUUCUUCCUAAACAUCCUCACAGACAAGGACACCAUUUCCAAGUAUGAGAAUGGCUUGCUCAGAGGCUAUGUGGAGUGCUGUUCCAACCUGACGUGGUGCACCAACCCUCAGGGCUGUGAUCAGAUCCUCUGUAAGGAGAACAUGGGGAGCAUGGGGACCUGCUCCAAGUGCUGCUGGUCCUCCUGCUUCAGCUGCAACUUCCCUGAGGCCCACUAUCCAGCCAGCUGCAGCCACAUGUCUCAAUGGAUGGAUGAUGGAGGAUAUUACGAGGGGAUGAGCAUGGAGGCUCAGAGCAAACACCUCGCCAAGCUGAUCUCCAAACGCUGCCCGAGCUGCCAGGCUCAGAUUGAGAAGAAUGAAGGCUGCCUGCAUAUGACCUGUGCCAAGUGUAACCACGGUUUUUGCUGGCGGUGUCUGAAACCUUGGAAACCAACACACAAAGAUUACUACAACUGCUCCGCCAUGGUGAGUAAAGCAGCACGGCAGGAAAAGAAGUUCCAGGAUUACAAUGAGAGAUGCACAUUCCAUAACCAGGCUAAGGAUUUUGCCAUCAACCUGGAAAACAAAGUGUCGUCCAUCAAUGAAGCUCUACAGAUGAAGUCUUUGACUUUCGUCAUUGAUGCCUGCAAAGUCCUCGCUCAGGCUCGUAAGGUGCUGGCCUACUCCUGUGUCUACAGUUACUACAACCAGGAGACGGAGAAGAUGGACGUCAUGGAACAGCAGACUGACGCUCUGGACCUGCACACUAACGCCCUGCAGAUCCUGCUGGAGGAGACUCUGCUGCAGUGCACUGAUCUGGCCUCAUGUGUCCGGCUACUGAAACCAGAACACCUCAACACCGGACUGGAACUGAUCCGACGCAUCCAGGAGCGCCUGCUUGCCAUCCUGCAGCACUCCACCCAGGACUUCAGGGUGGGUUAUCAGUCCAAGAGCAGCCAGGAUCCAGAAUCCACUCAGGCCUCCAACCUGUCCAACAAUACCGAUGCCAACAAAGUGUCAAAGUCAGACCGAGCGUCAGACUCUGGAGACUCAGAUAACAACAAUAACACUGGGGAGGGGGGUGGGGAGGAGGCAGAGGACGAGGACGAUGAGUAUGACGAAGAGUACGUACCAGAGUGGCACGAGGACUACGACGAGGACGACAUCGACGAGGACGACUUCUUCUCCGACGACGACGAGUCUGAGAACCUGGAGAGGGACUUCAGCCCCUUUGACUGAGGCAAAAACAGACCUCCCCCACCCCCCACAGCCCCGCCCUGCCCCUUCACCUGAGAACGUCAGGAAGGACAGGAGACGAUUAGAGGGGCGUCCUCCUUCACCUGAACCCGAAACACCACAGAACACAGCUGCACUUGCUUUUUCCCUAUUCUUGUAUUUUACCUUCUGUGUCAUGUGAUCAUAAAAUCAAAGUCUGGAGAAGAUGAGGAUAUUGUGAAGGGGAAAACGUUUUGGGUUCUAUUUUUUCAGUUCUAAGAAAUAAAGAUUAGACAUCCUGGACUAAAUUCUCAUCGUAGUCUUUAAACGAUGGGAACAUUUUUGUAUUUCAAAUUCAGUUUGAAAGUCAUGUCAAUAACUAUUUUUUUUUUUUUUUUACUAACAAGUCUUGUUGUAACAAGUUGAGAACUGGUUUUAAAUCAGUUAAGUUAAAAGGGUUUGAAUCUGAAAGCAGUUCAGAACAAAUUUGAUUCUUGGUUAGAACCUUGUAUCUGUGCAAACCCAGUCUGAUCUGCACACUGAGACCAACUGAUCCCAGUCUAACUUUUUUUAAGUUCUGAAAUGUGUGAAACAUUUUUUAAAGACAGCCCACAUCCACUCUAAAGAAGUCUGAAAAUACUAACACAGAGUCUGAAACAAGGUGAGAACUGGUCUACACACAUUCAAAAGCCUGUCUUUUAUAAGUAAGAGGCGUUUAAAACCACUUAGAACCUAGACUUAACCCAAAUGAAAGGGUAUAAAAUGUCCAAAAAAGUCCAAAAGUCCAAAAAAGUGUCAGAUCAUUUCAAACCAGGCUUAAACAAUCAUGCAAUGCCAAUAUAAGAUUCUUUAAAACACAGUGUGAAACCUACUUCACAUUAGAUUUAAGCAUUCCUGUAAUGAAGUCUGAAACCUGUCAAUUAAGAUUCAAAAGUAAAAGAAUAGAAAUAUAAAGUACAUACAUUUAUAAAUCUAAAUUUUCUUUGAACGACUUUGAUUCUAUGACUCUGAUCUAAUGUCAGAACUUUUUGUUUUCCUCUUCUUCUCUACUCAACCACCUGUGCUCUGCCUUGUUCUGAAUCCAGCUGGUUUCGGUUUCUCUUCUAUCCGACAGCGAUGAAGGACCUUUUCCAGAGUCAAUCUCUUAGUUUGUGAUCUUUACAGAACAAAUCUGACUUUUCUGUUUCCUGCUGCUGCUUUUUGGAGUUCCAGAUACGAGUUGAAACGAGGAAAAAGGGAUUAGUAACCAAGUGACUGUUAGUUCACAUCUUGUUUAUCCUGUUAGCCAUUAAGAAUAUCUAUUAGUCUCAUCACACGUUCUGCCUUGAUUUAUGUUGACGAUGGAGGCUGCCUUUAUUUGAGACUAAAGAAAAAUAGAAAUCAUUCAAAUGCAUAACUUCCUCUGUAUUAUGUUUUUUUUUUUUUUUUUUUUUUUUUUUACACACAUGUCUAGAGUUGUAUGUUUCUAUGCAUCUGAAGAGAGAUUCUGAAGUUUCAGCCUGAGCAGAGCGUCUGUAAGGAGCUGUGAAGUCUGAAGUAUCACUGCAAUAACUGAUUGAUUAUUGGCUCACUGUCGCAUUAUUUACUGAGCAAAGACUUCCUCAUCCGCCCUGUUUUCAGUUUUUUAAAAAGGACGUCGUUAUGGGUCAUAUUGUUGGGUUUGUUGUAGGGAAGUCUGCGCUCUGCAGGAGUCGAGGGAUAUCUGAUAUCCCAGCUCCGUGUUUUGCUGUAAUUUUGAGAGAUCCUAUAUUCAUAAUGUUGAUGUUCUAUAAUGUUCUUUCUUGUUUCUUUGCUGGAGUUAAGCGACUUCAGCAGGCAAACUAAAUAAAGCUUUUUUUCUGCUAUGCUGCAGAAUGACUUUGAUUUCACGCUGAAAUAAAACACUCUACUUUAACCCCUUAA